This is a messenger RNA of Schizophyllum commune H4-8, 1227 nucleotides long. RefSeq names its product WD40 repeat-like protein. NCBI's taxonomy places the organism in Eukaryota, Fungi, Basidiomycota, Agaricomycetes, Agaricales, Schizophyllaceae. Gene Ontology annotation, molecular function: protein binding. Bases 153 to 1085 code for a protein of 310 amino acids. The record is from RefSeq and is a predicted model, not a curated record. The transcript has 9 exons.
CCAGUAGUCGGUCGUCGUCACCUGCGCAUGGGGACACUACUAUUGCGCACUCACCAUUGCCUGACUACCUUGCUCUGCGGAAGAUGCACCGGCCUGACAAUUUCAGGUGGCCUCUGGUCGACGGAUACCAGGUCGCGCAGCUAACAGAUGACAUGGGCCGGCCAAUGCCCAUCGAGCGAAUCGUCAUUGGCGCGAGUGGGAAAUUCGUCGCUGCGCUCACCCUCGACAACCGCAUCCGCGUCUGCGCGACAUCGACCCGGAAGGAAGUCAGCAAGCUAGGCCACUCGAAGCAUGUCGCCGAUUUUGGCUUCCUGGACAAUAGUGAGGUCAUAUAUGCUCUGCACGACGAUGGCCAUGUCAAGUGGGAGAAGACGAAGAAAAGGGACAACGACAGGUGGAAGCGGGCGGCCAUCCAUGGUACGGAUUUCGGGCAGCAUCCAGCGUCGGCGGUGUGGCAGGGACGCAUUGCGAUAUCGGAGAGAAAUGGCAAUGUGAGGUUCUGGGUUCUGAAAAAGUACAACGGCCGCUGGCACGAACCGCAAAAGCUCUUCAACCAGCCCAGGAUCACUGUGAUGAAGUUCGCGGAGAAUGGCGAGGCACUGGUUGGCGGGACUAGCGACGGUCUUCUGUGGCACUUCGGCAUGACCAGCGGCACCUUGCGCACGCUGCACGUCUUCGAGCAGGCAAUCACGUCCAUCGACAUCGAUCAGGUUCAGGGAAGCGGGCGCGCGCUCGUCAGCCUCGCGAACGGGCACGCGGUGCUGUACGACCUGCGGCCCGGUGCGGCGGGCGUCGAGCGGGUGUACGCGCCUGAAGGACGGCCGGCAGCGCCAUCUUUCGGCGCGCUCUUCGCGGCAGGGGGCAAGGCCGUCGUGCACGGCACCGCGCGGGGCUGCGUCCUGGUGUGGGAUACGGCGAAGGCGCAGGUGGUUUACGGGAUGAAUAAUAGUGAAGACGACCCGAUUACUUGCGCGGCGGCUUUCGAAGGCGACGGGGAGAAGCCGGGAUUUAUUGUUACCGGGUCGAAAGGCGGCCAACUCGUUUGGUGGGCGCAGCCGAGUUCCUCGAAACGACGUGCGGAGUGAUGAUAGCAAGGCGUCGACGUCGUGCAAUAUGGCUUGUAUGCUUUUCUUGCGUAUUAUAUGCGCUUUUUUGUACUGUAUACAUAUGCAGCUUCUUGGCGAUUCUAACCGCGUUUAUGCGCACAACAUGCAGAAGACAUUUGCA